CCGCCCACCACUACGAUGCGGAGUGUGGAGGUCUGCACAACCCGGAGCCACGGGGAACAAACAGUUAACCAAAGAUGCAAGAGCUGCGAGAGUCUCUCUGAGCAUGUGCCGCCGGUGCCGCUGCUGCUGCUGCUGCUGCAGUGAAGUAAAAAUGUGUCAAUUUCCAAUCGGGAGAGCAGACACGGUGUGAAGGAGAAGCGGCGGACGACUGACAGGCCACCGAGACGUGCUGGACAACGUCCCCGGGAGAUGCGUCUGAUCGUCCGGCCUGUGAGCUGAGCUCCGUGCGAAGUGUUAAAGGAUCACCGCACUGCUCAGUAGGAAGGAGGCGUGAUGCUGCAGCGGAGUCCCAAGCAGCCGGGCCUGCGCACUGGCUCCCCAGCUCCCAGGGACGAAACGAGAUGACUUUGGCCAUCUAGCACCUGCAACUUAUCAUUACCUAUAAUAAGCUUGAGUGAAAGUGAGAGGAGGAAGGAUGGUCACCUUGGAAACCACGGAGGCUCCCGUCCCUCUGACGGCCCUGUCGCGCUGGUACCUCUACGCCAUCCACGGCUACUUCUGCGAGGUCAUGUUCACCGCCGCCUGGGAGUUUGUGGUCAACUGCAACUGGAAGUUCCCCGGCGUGACCAGCGUGUGGGCGCUCUUCAUCUACGGCACCUGCAUCCUCAUCGUGGAGCGGAUGUACCUGAAGCUGCGCGGCCGCUGCCCCGUGCUGCUGCGCUGCAUCAUCUACACGCUGUGGACGUACCUGUGGGAGUUCGGCACGGGGCUGCUGCUGCGCCAGUUCAACGCCUGCCCCUGGGACUACUCCGAGUUCCGCUACAACUUCAUGGGGCUGAUCACGGCCGAGUACGCCGUGCCCUGGUUCUGCGCCUCCUUCAUCGUGGAGCGCCUGGUCAUCCGCAAGACGCUGCGGCUGCGCUUCCACGAGGGCCCGGAGGACGGCUGGUCGAACCACCGGUCGGACGCUGGAGGCGGAGGAGAGGCCGGAGGAACUUUGGGAGCUGGGCGGAGAAGAGAGAGAAGCAGAGGGUUGGAAAAUAAUGCUAAUGGAUACCUUAAAGUUGAAUGAAUCGAGAAAAAACGCAGACGGACAGAAUCUGAAACCAGCCCAAUCACUCCUCAGUCCUCAGCCACUUUCCAUAAGCAGUCCUCCCCCCUUAGAAGUGUACGGGGAGGAGGCAGACAGCUAUUUACACUGGGCUGGUGUGCAGAGGUGUAUCAGAACAGAACAAACGCCUAACCUGGGUCUUCGAACGCCCAAAUCACUCACUGUGUCCUCUACCGUUAACACGUGGACACAGUAACUCCAUGCUGCUGUGUUUACUGCAUCUCAUAACUCACCCAUUUCCAUGUGGGCUUGACCUUAAGGAGAUCAGGAACACACUUUCAAUCUCUCCUGUCCCAGAAUCUAAUGUUAUUGUCCUGGAACAAGUACAGUAUUUCUGCUUUUCAAGUGCACAUCAGUCUGAAAACAAAAAAAAAUAAAAAGAAAAAAAGCAGAAUGCUUGCUGCAUAGAAAUCUAAAUAAAAAGUAGCUGCAGUUGUGAAUUGUCCUUUUUAAAAUGUACAUAUUGUCCUUUAAUAUUAUUCAAAGUACUGUAGUACUGUAGCUACGAAAAGGCUCUCGAAAAAUCAGCCCGUCCACCCAGAAGCAACGUGUCGGCUUACGUCGUGGAGAAUGUUUUAGUGAAUACCCACAAUGCCUAGAAAAAAAAAAAAAUGCAUGAGAAAAAAUCGUCUUCCAAUAUAAUAUCCAUUUUUACGGAGCUCAUUCAGCAGCCACACUGUGUGUCCCGUUGACGCUAGAGUCUGUGUGCAGACCGACAAGUAGCUCAGGAGGUUCCAGCUGCCAGUUGUCGGGGUCGAUGGCGGUUUUUCUUGUUUUGUCAGCAUGUCGACGUGUCCUCGAGCGAGACAUUGAACCCCGAACUGCUCCCAGCCAGCGGCUCAUGGCCUUGCAUGGCAGCUUCCCCAUAAUCUCCGUGUGUUUGUGCGCCAGCUAAAUGAAAACAUGCAGCCCAUUUCACAUAAUAGCAGGGAUGCCUUUCUGUUGAUGGUCAUGAUUAUGAGUGUGGCCAUCAGCGUGAAGAGAACGGACUGCUUGGUCAUUUUCCUUUUUUUUUUUUUGCAGUCGUUCAAGAAACCCUCUCAUCGCUCAACGUCUGCAUGUCCAUUUUUGUGCUUUAAUGUCGCCUCAGAUUUCCUAAGGUCACCCUAGAAAGUCGGUGGUCGUUCCUGUCAAAUCACACAGUUUACGUUUCCUUUCGUAUUCUUUUAAACCUGCAAUCUUUUUAUGAGUUACAACUGAAUGGGAAAUAACCAGGGCUGGCAUAUCUGGGGUUUUUGACUUGAAUAUACAUUUCCGGAAACGUUCACAAGGCACAUGUUGUCCCCCGGAGCAUAUUUUCAAAAGGUUGUUGCUCGGUAGGGUUUCCUUCGCUUCGACUUUCUCCCCCUUGUGUUUGUUUUGACACGUAUAUGAAGCGAAGGUGAUGAAAUAUACAUUAUGAUUAUAUAAAUUUACUGAAGGAGCCACCAUGUUUCAGCAAAAAAAAAUGAAAUCUGCUGCUUGUUUCUACCUGUGGUAUUACGUGUGACAUUAUGUAAGACGGAUUACUUACGAGCUAGUCCUCAAAACAAACAGAAACGGGUCUGAAUUUCUGGGUUCAAAUAUAAACUGACAGCACUCGUGUCUUGCGCGGCAGCAUCCAGACGCCUGGUACUCCGAGCAGGUGACAUGCAGGCUAAACGGGAUCUACAGGGAACCGCAUCCUGAGACUCUUUCUACUCUGGGGGUUUAGAGAUCAAGUUGCAAGCCUGAAUCAAUGGAUGCAAGCGUAAAAAGGGAUGGACUCUUUACAUUGAUUCCUGGGUACCGCAGGAUUGAAAAUGUACUUUGAAGGUAUUCUGCAGGACAAACGUGUAUUGUUGAGGCAAUCUUAGCAUUCUUUGCUGUCACUAGAUGGAUUUUAUAGAUAUGGACCCAAAUUCAUCUUUGCACAACACUGCUGGACUAACUAAAUGUGCAACCUUCCCCUUCAAUGUGUCCCUGUGUGUGUCCAGAGGGUGGAUGGCACAGGGACGUCCAACAUCACAGAGGAAAUGCUGCCACCUAGUGAAUUAUCUUAAAACCUCAAAAAAUAUGAAGUACACAAAUUUACAAAGAUAAACCAGCUGACCUUUUUAGACCUAUCACAUUUUAAUUUUAAUUAUUCUUAUUUUAUACACGAACCACACGGCUUAAAGGCAACAGACUUCCUCUAAACUACAUCAAGAGCACUGAUAUGCAUCCUUAUCCAAUUCCUCUCCGCUUCGAUCGAAUAAAUCACAUGCAAAACUAAAUGUAUUCUCUGCAAUAUGUAAGUGGAGGAGUGUUAGGUGAGCGUGUUGAACGGAGACGAAGGUCUCUGUCUGUGUAUGUGCAUGUAAAGUAUGUUAAACCUGAAAUGAUUCUCUGGUAUUUUUACCUUGCGCGUGCAUGUCCAGAAGUAUCUCCUCCGAACAGAUUUUAUCCUGCUGAUGAUUAGCCCCAAUGUACUGUAAUAUUUGUUGUUGUUUUUUUUAAAAAUGAAAAUGUACAGGUUUUUAGUGAAAUGACUGUACUGUAUAUCAUUCACUUUGAUUAUGUUUGUGUUUAAUUUAUCAGUCUUUGGGAUUAAAUGUCUUUAUUUAAUCAUAAAA
Molecule: messenger RNA, 3684 nt
Organism: Mugil cephalus (flathead mullet)
Lineage: Eukaryota; Metazoa; Chordata; Actinopteri; Mugiliformes; Mugilidae
Gene: tmem229b
Product: transmembrane protein 229B
Exons: 3
Coding region: 476-1072 (198 amino acids)
Source: RefSeq, a predicted model, not a curated record